Messenger RNA from Staurois parvus, 444 nucleotides. The record is from the annotation of a GenBank genome assembly. NCBI's taxonomy places the organism in Eukaryota, Metazoa, Chordata, Amphibia, Anura, Ranidae.
GUAUCCCUCGGACACAGCGGAUCACUGAUCCACGGAAAGAGCCAAAGAGGUUGGCUCGGUCAUGUGAUCAGCUGUGUCCAAUCACAGCUGAUCACAUGGGACAUGUACACUGAUCAUCAGAGCACUGAUGAUCAGUGUGCCCUGAUGAUCUGUGUAGCCCCAGCAGCGCCACCUGUCAGUGUCCAUCAGUGCCAGCUCUCAGUGCUCAUCCAUGCCACCUGCCAGUGCCCAUCAGUGCCACAUUUCAGUGCUACAUAUCAGUGCCCAUCUGAGCUGCCAGUCAGUGCCGCCUAUCAGUGCCAGUCAGCUCCGCCUGUCAGUGUGCAUCAGUGCCGCCUGUCAGUGCCACCUAUCAGUGCCAUAUAUGAGUGCUGCCUUUCAGUGCCCAUCAGUGAUGCCUGUCAAUGCCUAUCAGUCCCACCUACCAGUGCCUCCUCAUUAGUG